CGCCAUCUAGGAUAAUGACAUCCGGGCCCCACCUCGGCCAAGUUUAUCAGAAAUCCCACGUGGCCAAGAACAGCCGCCGCAUCCACCAAUCCUGCCCGAUCCCGUCUGGCCCCAUCACAUCACCAGAGCCCCAGACGAAACCCCGAGAGAGAUCGAUCCAGGCCGGAGUAACGCGGCGGCGACUGGACUCCUCUCGGCGGCGAGACAACCAGCCACUGAUUGGUUCAAUCUUUUUGUCGGAGCCGAUUGUCCGGACGGGCGAAAAGGGGAUCGGCCGGCGGAGCGAUAAUCUAGAUUAUCCGUCAGUCAGCCAGAAAAGGCUCCGGCUUUAAUUAGCGGCGGCGGCGGACGGCGGCGAUGGACCCGCAGGUGGCGGUGCAGGGCGGCGACUGGGUGUCGGCGGUGACGCCGCUGCUGAAGCUGCUGUGCCUGACGGUGAUCGGGCUCCUCCUCGCGCACCCGCGGGCGCAGGUGGUGCCCAAGGCCACCUUCAAGCUGCUCAGCAAGCUCGUCUUCGCGCUCUUCCUGCCCUGCCUCAUCUUCGUGCACCUCGGCCAGUCGGUCACGCUCCACAACGUGCUCCACUGGUGGUUCAUCCCCGUCAACGUCCUCAUCGCCACCGCCGUCGGCUGCGCGCUCGGCUACGCCGUCGCCCUCGUCUGCCGCCCGCCGCCGCAGUUCUUCCGCUUCACCGUCAUCAUGACGGGCUUCGGCAACACGGGCAACCUCCCCAUCGCCAUCAUCGGCUCCGUCUGCCACACCGCCGACCACCCCUUCGGCCCCGGCUGCCACCGCGAGGGCAUCGCCUACGUCUCCUUCGCGCAGUGGGUCGCCGUCCUCCUCGUAUACACCCUCGUCUACCACAUGAUGGAGCCCCCCAUGCAGUACUACGAGAUCGUCGGCGAGGGCAACGAGAUCGAGGAGGAGCCGCAGCUCAGCAACUUCAGCCGCCCCCUGCUCCAGGAGGCCGAGUGGCCCGGGAUGGCCGACAAGGAGACGGAGCACUCCAAGACGCCAUUCAUCGCCAGGAUCUUCGCCAGCAUCUCGGGCUCCUCGCAGAACACCUUCCCCGACAUCGAUUUCUCCGAGGAGGGGGGGGUCUCCGGCGCCGGGCCUAGCAGCCCGAAGUCGCUCCGGUGCUUGGCGGAGCCCAAAGUGGUCAGGAGGAUGAGGGUUGUCGCCGAGAAGACUCCGAUUCAGCAUGUCCUUCAGCCGCCGACCAUCGCCUCCUUGCUCGCCAUCAUCAUCGGCAUGGUCCCCGUGCUCAAGGCCUUCGUGUUUGGGGCUGAUGCGCCGCUCUCGUUCUUCACCGACAGUCUGGAGAUCCUGGCUGCUGCCGUGGUUCCCUCGGUGAUGUUGAUUCUUGGAGGCAUGCUCGCAGAAGGCCCAAAUGACAACGCACUGGGUAUGCGGACUAUCGUCGGUAUAACCGUCGCAAGGCUCCUGAUACUCCCCUGCAUCGGCAUCGGCAUCGUGAUGCUAGCAGACAGGUUGCAUCUGCUCGUCGAGAACGACCACAUGUACCGGUUUGUGCUCUCACUGCAAUACUCCACCCCCAGUGCCAUCCUGCUUGGAGCAAUCGCGAGCCUGAGGGGUUACAGCGUUAAGGAAGCAUCCGCGCUCCUCUUUUGGCAGCACAUCUGUGCGGUGUUCUCUCUUUCCAUCUACCUGGUCGUAUAUUUCAAGCUGUUGUCGUACAUCUGAAAGAUGAUUGCCGGCCUCGCAAAACCGGGUUAUAGCAGUCAUCAUGGGAGGUGAUUCCCAAGAAAAGGAGUGCUUGAAUGGAUUCUCAGCCAUGCCUCCUUCUUGUUAAGAAGUGUAUUCAUAAUUUGCUAGUGGUUUGUAAUUUCUGUUACAUUGUAUUAUUCGAGAACAGGAGAUACUUUUUUGUCGUUAAUUAUUGUCGAUAUAUUAUUGCUGGUGUA
Messenger RNA from Aegilops tauschii subsp. strangulata, 1925 nucleotides. Its product is annotated as protein PIN-LIKES 2. NCBI's taxonomy places the organism in Eukaryota, Viridiplantae, Streptophyta, Magnoliopsida, Poales, Poaceae. Gene Ontology annotation, cellular component: membrane. The record is from RefSeq and is a predicted model, not a curated record. Gene Ontology annotation, biological process: endoplasmic reticulum to cytosol auxin transport.